Molecule: messenger RNA, 1599 nt
Organism: Vitis vinifera (wine grape)
Lineage: Eukaryota; Viridiplantae; Streptophyta; Magnoliopsida; Vitales; Vitaceae
Product: 3-deoxy-D-arabino-heptulosonate-7-phosphate synthase
Biological process (GO): aromatic amino acid biosynthetic process
Molecular function (GO): 3-deoxy-7-phosphoheptulonate synthase activity
Source: RefSeq, marked provisional
AUGGCUCUCUCAAACGCCUCUACUCUGUCUUCAAAGUCGGUGCACCAAACUCAUUCCCUCUUUUCUUCUCUAUCCCACCAACCAUCUUCUUCUCUCGUCCCCGGCAAGACCCACCUCAGAUCCUUACACCCAAUCUCCGCCGUCCACGCUGCGGAGCCCGCUAAGAACCCUGUGGUUGUCGAUAAGCCUCCCAAGACGUCCUCGCCGUCGGUUCCGGCGGGUUCCGGGAAGUGGACGGUUGAUAGCUGGAAGACAAAGAAAGCGCUGCAGCUGCCAGAGUACCCAAAUGAGAGUGAGUUGGAGUCUGUUCUCCAGACCCUCGAGGCGUUCCCGCCAAUUGUAUUCGCCGGUGAGGCGAGGAGUUUGGAGGAGCGGCUCGGUGACGCCGCCAUGGGCAAUGCCUUUCUUCUGCAAGGUGGUGAUUGCGCGGAGAGUUUCAAGGAGUUUAGUGCUAAUAACAUUCGUGACACUUUCAGAAUUAUUCUCCAGAUGGGUGCUGUUCUUAUGUUUGGAGGUCAAGUGCCUGUGAUUAAGGUGGGAAGAAUGGCGGGUCAAUUUGCAAAGCCUAGGUCCGAUCCAUUUGAGGAGAAGAAUGGAGUGAAGCUACCAAGUUACAAAGGAGACAAUAUAAAUGGUGAUGCAUUUAAUGAGAAGUCCAGAAUCCCAGAUCCUCAGAGGAUGAUAAGGGCUUAUUGCCAAGCCGCUGCAACUCUUAACCUGCUAAGGGCCUUUGCCACUGGAGGUUAUGCUGCAAUGCAGAGAGUCACCCAGUGGAAUCUUGAUUUUGCCGAGCACAGCGAGCAGGGAGAUAGGUACCAGGAACUGGCUCACCGAGUUGAUGAGGCCUUAGGAUUUAUGUCUGCUGCUGGACUCACAGUUGACCACCCAAUCAUGACAACAACUGAAUUCUGGACAUCUCAUGAAUGCUUGCUUCUGCCUUAUGAGCAAUCACUUACUAGAAAGGAUUCAACUUCUGGCCUUUACUAUGAUUGCUCUGCUCACAUGCUAUGGGUUGGCGAGCGUACCCGCCAACUGGAUGGUGCUCAUGUAGAAUUCCUAAGAGGAGUUGCUAAUCCCCUUGGCAUCAAGGUGAGCAAUAAAAUGGAUCCAAAUGAGCUAGUCAAACUCGUUGAAAUCCUGAAUCCUCAUAACAAGCCAGGAAGAAUCACAGUGAUCUGCAGAAUGGGAGCUGAGAACAUGAGAGUCAAGCUUCCCCAUUUGAUCAGGGCUGUUCGUCAGGCAGGGCAAAUUGUGACUUGGGUCUGUGAUCCCAUGCAUGGAAACACCAUCAAGGCACCCUGUGGACUAAAAACACGUCCUUUUGAUGCAAUUUUGGCUGAGGUGCGAGCCUUCUUUGAUGUGCAUGAGCAAGAGGGAAGCCACCCUGGAGGAGUUCAUCUAGAGAUGACAGGCCAGAAUGUGACAGAGUGCAUUGGAGGGUCUAGGACAGUGACCUUUGAUGAUCUGAGCUCUCGCUACCACACCCAUUGUGAUCCUAGGCUCAAUGCUUCACAAUCUCUUGAGCUAGCAUUUAUCAUUGCAGAGCGGCUUAGAAAGAGAAGGAUGGGAACUCAACGUUUGCUUGCUUUAGGUCUGUAG